GCGGACACACGCGCGCGCUCCCGCACUCAGACAGAUGCGCGCUCUUGAUCGGCGGCUGCAGCGGAAGCUCUUCUCCUUCUCUGAGGUCGUCGCGCACGCGCACCGGUGUGAUGGCGGCCGCGCGCUCUCUGGUUCUCCGCCGUGAAUUGUGAGCAGAUAACCGGAUAAAUCAGAAAUGACACGCCGACAGGACUCGGUUCUUCUGGGAAGCUGCGCUAUCCUCCUGUUUCUGAACACUGGAGGUUCUGCUCUACCGAACCGGACCAGCGAUGUGCAUAAUGAGGCCACGGACAGUAAUAAAGAGCCUCUGAGAUUCCCUCUUGAGCUCCAGCACAACAGCAGUGCUGAGGGCCGCUUGCGGGUUCUGGGGGACAGCGGGCCCCUGUGCGCCUACCGCAGUCUAGGCCCCGGUGAUCCCGGGCGGCUCUGCUUCCGAUACGCCCGGCCUGACUUCAGGUGUGCCAGCGGGUCCUGCCAACAGGUGAGCUCAGGGGACGGGCAGCUCACGGCAAACAUACUGACCAAUGGAAGCGUGUUCAUCCAGUGGGCCCUCAGUGACUCUGUGGCCCCGCCGGGGCAGCCGGGCGGCUUCAGGCUCAGCUGCUGGUGGAACGGCAGCUACACACAGUUCGAAUGCGGCGGGGUUCACUUCGGCAGCAGCUGCAGGGAUUAUUUACUCAAUGAGCUGCACACUAACGUGCCCUACCGCCUCUGCAUGCGGCCCUACGCCACAGACCGGGCCCAGGCCUGCGUGGAGUUCAGCCUGGCCCCCGGCGGGAUGCAGGACAUCGUGAUCGCCAUGACGACCGUGGGCGGGGCCAUCUGUGUGAUGCUGGUCAUCAUCUGUCUGCUGGUGGCGUACAUUACUGAAAACAUCAUGAACCCGACUGCGCACACGCAUAGAUCACACCUGCACACACACCUGUGAUCUCUGACAUCACACACACGCAUUCACACAGCUCAGGAUCAGAAGCAAAGGGCUGAAUCCUGCUCCUGAGAUACACAACACUGCUCACUCGGCACAGAGCAUCAAUGCAUUGUGGGUGACAGUAUUUAAUCUGAACACAGCAAUACACUUUGCUCUAUACAGCAGUUUACCUGUGUUAAUGUGCAUCUGCAUUUCAUCACUCCACUUUACCAGAAUAAACUGUGCACUCACUGAUAUUCACACUGGUAGUUCUACAUUUGUCUUAGAAAAGCAAUGGAUCAGGGCGUAAUGACGACCCUGUCUGUGCUCGCUCAUGAUAAUGUUGAGCAGUGAGGCGGAGCUGCUUUAUUUAUGUUAGGGUGUGCGUGUCGUUUUAUACUUUUGAGUGUCAAACCCAAUAAUUUGCAGUAUGCCUUAUCUUUACACAACUCUUCUAAUCAUGAGUUAGUACUCCUCACCAAAAUAAGGACCCACGGACUGGCUGAGCAGUCAUUUGAAUACUGUGCUUUCUCUGUGACAAACCUUUCUCUCAAUAAAGGAGGUGGAAUUUAAACAAU
Molecule: messenger RNA, 1485 nt
Organism: Danio rerio (zebrafish)
Lineage: Eukaryota; Metazoa; Chordata; Actinopteri; Cypriniformes; Danionidae
Source: RefSeq, a predicted model, not a curated record